AUGAGCUCGAAACGAUCAGAUUAUCCUGCUAUUCGUAACCGAGAUAACAACUAUCACGUGGAUACCGCCGUCAAGCCUUCAGUCAGCAACGCUGUGGGAAUCGACCAGGACGGAACGGACUACUCGUACUUUAUAGAAGCUGCCUUUGGCUCCGAGGGGAAGAAGAUGUACAUGCUUGUGGAUACUGGUGCUAGUACAACGUGGGUUAUGGGCUCGGGUUGCACCACUGGCGCAUGUACCAAGCAUAAUACAUUUGGACCGAACGAUUCCAAGACGUACAAGGACACCGGAGAGGGCUACUCUGUCCAGUAUGGUUCCGGAGAAGUGAGCGGGCACGUCGUGUCUGACAGUAUCAGCAUCGCAGGGUUGGAGGUGACAAUGCCCUUUGGCGUCGCCAAUGUCACUUCAGACCAAUUUUCCCAGUUCCCCUUCGAGGGCAUCUUAGGGCUGUCCAUGGUCGACGGCACGUGGCUUACCCAUCUCAAGGACGCCAAGCUGAUCGAUUCCAACGUGUUUGGGAUUGCGUUGAACAGGAAGGCGGAUGGCGUUAACGACGGUGAGGUGGCUUUUGGCGCGCCGAACAAGGCCAAGUAUACGGGUGACAUAUCGUACACUGGUCUCAAAUCCGGAAAUAGUUGGGCUAUCCCGAUGGACGAUGUGCUGUUUGGUGGCAACUCGGCUGGAGUAAAGGGCAGACUUGCCUAUAUCGACACCGGCACCACCUUUGUUUUCGGCCCCCCUGACGAUGUUGCAGCUCUGUAUAAGCUGAUCCCCGGUUCUAAGACCAUCGACAAGGGCGAGACUUAUACUGUUCCGUGCGAUACCGAUGGUGAAGUCGCAUUCUCUUUCUCUGGAAAGACUUACACUGCCUCUUCAAAGGACUUCAUAACUGCUCCCAACACUGCUGGAACUUGCUUUGGCAGCGUAUAUGGAAUGGAAUUUGUGCCCGGCGCGUGGCUUAUUGGAGAUAUGUUCCUGAAGAACGUCUACAGCGUGUUCGAUAUGGAUCAAAAGCAAAUCGGAUUCGCCGCUAGAGCAGCUUCCGGUAGCGGUACCAGCAGCAGUGCAGGCCCCAGUGGGACGUCAACGGCAUCUCCGAGUGGCUCGUCGACUUCCGGAUCGGCUACCGCAACGGCUGCAUCAGCUGGCUCCAGCUCAACGGGUUCUCCUUCGGACGGAUGCCGCCGUGAUAACACAAUGGCCAAGGCCACGACUCAUAGCUCUAAUAGAGAGCAAACGCGCAAUACCAAUCCAACCGAAGCUCCCGCAAACGAAGAGCAGCAUGGUCUGUUAGCAGGAACCGCUUCUGAUGAAGACGAGGACGGGAACGAGAAUGGCAUUAUAGUGUAUCCGAGUAACGGUGACCUCGACGCUCCUCCUAGUUCUAUUCGCACUCCGGGCACUCCAAGAACCCCUAAUCGAGUUCGGUUUGAUCUAAGACCUACCAAUAUUCCACCUCCUGCGAAUGGCCACGAUCGUCCAGCCUCACCCGUUGAUUAUUUCGAUAUUGCCGAACCUGACAGCCCUAUCUAUGACGAUUCAACACCAAGACACCCCCUACUAACCGAUAUCGAAGCUCCCUCUAUAGCCUUAGCCAACAGCCUUGACGAUGAUGUCCACGAGUGGGCCGAACGAGAACGGACGAGACCCAAAUCUGGGAUGCGCUCUGCGUUUAUGAAUAUGGCGAACAGCAUCAUCGGUGCCGGUAUUAUCGGACAGCCAUACGCAUUCAAGGACGCCGGUCUGCUGGCGGGCAUCGUACUGCUUAUCAGUCUGACCAUCAUUGUCGACUGGACCAUUCGCCUGAUCGUCAUCAAUAGUAAACUAAGCGGCGCGAAUAGCUUUCAGGGGACAGUCGAGCACUGCUUCGGCAAACCGGGACUGGUCGCCAUAAGCAUUGCGCAAUGGGCUUUCGCGUUCGGCGGCAUGAUUGCCUUUGGAAUUAUUGUCGGCGAUUCGAUACCACAGGUUCUACGCACGAUAUGGCCGGGGUUGAGCAGCACGCCUGUAUUAUGGCUCCUCGCAGACCGCAGAGCGGUUAUUUGUUUCUUUAUACUUGGAAUAAGCUACCCGUUGACGUUAUAUAGAGAUAUUGCAAAGCUCGCCAAAGCAAGCACAUUCGCUUUGAUCAGCAUGGGUAUCAUAUUAGUUACCGUCGUCGUCCAAAGCGUUCUUACUCCCGCGGAAAACCGCGGCUCUUUUACCUUACCGUUACUCACAAUAAAUGAUGGCAUAUUUCAGGCUGUUGGCGUUAUUUCUUUUGCAUUCGUCUGUCAACAUAAUUCUCUCCUAAUCUACGGCUCCCUCAAGACACCAACAAUAGACCGCUUCGCAAAGGUGACUCAUUACUCUACGGGCAUCUCCAUGCUGGCAUGUAUGACUAUGGCCCUCGCGGGCUUCCUUACCUUCGGAGAUAAGACGCUCGGAAACGUGCUGAACAACUUCCCGGCCGAUAAUACGAUGGUGACGAUCGCGCGGCUUUGUUUCGGGUUGAACAUGCUCACGACGCUACCGCUAGAGGCGUUCGUCUGUCGGGAAGUCAUGAUGAACUAUUGGUUUCCUAACGAGCCCUUCAAUAUGAACCUGCACCUAAUCUUCAGCUCGGCAUUGGUCGUCUCGGCCAUGACGUUGAGUCUGCUGACUUGCGAUCUCGGGGUCGUAUUCGAGCUCGUUGGUGCGACGAGCGCCUGCGCGCUGGCGUAUAUCUUGCCGCCGCUGUGUUAUAUCAAGCUGAGUUCAAGGUCAUGGAAAACGUACGUCGCUAUGGGCGUCGUGGCGUUUGGGUGUUCCGUCAUGGCGGGGGUGAACCAUCCCAGUGCGUCUAAAGCUAGCUAUAGGAUUGUUGUCCUUGGCUUUUUUAACCUUGGAGCAAAGGGAGGCAAACUGCAUAUUGCAUACAGCAGCCCGCUAUUUAAUGACGCCAGUCCCCAGUCCCCAGUCGGCAUCGAAAGGGUCGCGCGAUAG
This is a messenger RNA of Daldinia vernicosa, 2964 nucleotides long. Its product is annotated as aspartic peptidase domain-containing protein. The coding region runs from base 1 to 2964 and encodes 987 amino acids. Gene Ontology annotation, biological process: proteolysis; amino acid transmembrane transport. The transcript is spliced from 7 exons. The record is from RefSeq and is a predicted model, not a curated record. NCBI's taxonomy places the organism in Eukaryota, Fungi, Ascomycota, Sordariomycetes, Xylariales, Hypoxylaceae. Gene Ontology annotation, cellular component: endoplasmic reticulum. Gene Ontology annotation, molecular function: aspartic-type endopeptidase activity; amino acid transmembrane transporter activity.